Orcinus orca (killer whale) is the source of this 2857-nucleotide messenger RNA. RefSeq names its product exocyst complex component 3 like 2 (gene EXOC3L2). The transcript has 12 exons. Gene Ontology annotation, cellular component: exocyst. The record is from RefSeq and is a predicted model, not a curated record. Gene Ontology annotation, molecular function: SNARE binding. Gene Ontology annotation, biological process: exocyst localization; exocytosis. Lineage: Eukaryota; Metazoa; Chordata; Mammalia; Artiodactyla; Delphinidae. Bases 101 to 2500 code for a protein of 799 amino acids.
CCUCAGAUCCAAGCUCUCAGCAGUCCUGGCUAAAGCAGUCUCAGGACAGGACAGCAGCAGGGACAGAGGGACACUGACAAGGAGGUCCCCGCCUGUCAAAAUGCCCAUCCUGAAGAGUCUAGGGCUGGCAGACUCUAAGAUGUCCCGGGCGGGGACACUGCCCCUGAGGUCCUCUCGGAACCCCUUUGAGGAAGCUUCAGGGCUGGAAGAAGAGGAGGCUGGGGAACUGGAGGCCCUGCCCAACGGAACAUCAUGUCGCCGCCGUGCCACCCUGGAGAAGCUGGCAGGCCUGGCCCCCUUCCGGCUGGGCAGAACCCCUGGCCGGCGGGCGGGCAGCCCUGGGGACGGGCAGCCUCGCUCUUUCCUGGGCCGUGUGCUGACACCGGGGAUCCGUAGGAGCUCAGCAGACUCUGGCCUCCUGGCCAGGCUUCAGGGGACCCGAGCCCAGGGCGACGAGGAGGCGGCUGGGGAGGCUGCCCGGAGACUGGCCUUCCUGAGACUGGGGCGUGGGCCCAAGCCCCGGCGGGCGUCACUGGCUGAGAGGGUGGUGCCUGCAGGCGAGGCGGCUCCCGAGCCCCCGCCCAAGGUCCCGGAGCCCCCAAAGAUAAAGGAGCCGCUGUCAGUGCUGGAGAUCCUGAGCUUGAUUCAGCAGCGCGAGCUCGCACGGGCCGACGAGCACAUCUUGGAGCUGGAGGCCGAAGAGCUGGCGUCGUCGGGGGGCGGCGCGCCCGGGCCGCCCAAGGCUGAGGGCGCGGGCGGGGGCCGCCGGGCCCGGGACGUGGCUCUGCUGUACGAGGCCCUGCAGCGCGAGCUGUGGGCGCUGGUGCGCGAGACGCUGGCGGGCCCCGGGCCGGGCGCAGGCGCCGGGCCGGGCGCCGUGGCGCAGCUGGGUCAGGUGCUGGUGCAGGAGGAGGCGGCGGACGGGCGCCGGGGACCCGAGGCGGCCCGCAAGCUGCGCGCCCGCUGGGCGGAGGCGGUGGCACGUGCGGCCCGGGAGCGCCUGGAGGCUGCGGCGCCAGGGGCGCCCGGGGGCCUGGCCGGGCAGCUGGAGGCGCUGCGGGGGCGGCUGCUGGAGGAUAUGGGCGUGGUGCGGGGCCGCCUGGCGCCCUCCUACCCCGCCGGCCUGGGCGCCUUUGGCGUCUACCUGCGCGGCUACCACGGCGCGCUGGCCGAGUGGAUCGGGGCCGCCGCCCGCCGGAGGCUGCCGCUGGCCGACCGCUACGCGCUGCUGCACUGGCAUAACCAGGUGUACCCCAGAGAGGUCCUAGGUCUGGUGGACAUGGUCGCCCUGGAAAAUGGGGAGCUGGAGCCCCUUCUGUCCCCUGGCACCGUUCGUGGCUUGGAGGAUGAAUGUGUCACAGACGUUAAGGCUCAGACACGGGCAGCCCUGCUUCGAGUGCUGCAGGAGGACGCGGGGCACUGGGCAGGUGCGGAGGACCGGUCCAGCAGCCUGGCACAGGAUGUGUGUGAGCUGCUGGAAGAGCACACAGAGCGAGCGCCCCGCAUCAGCCAGGAGUUUGGGGAGCGGAUGGCCCACUGCUGCUUGGGGGGGCUGGCAGAAUUCCUGCAGAGCUUCCAGCAGCGCGUGGAACGAUUCCAUGAGAACCCAGGAGUCCGGGAGCUGCUACCCGACACCUAUAUCAGCAGGACCAUCUCCCUGGUCAAUUGUGGGCCCCCCCUGAGGGCUCUGGCGGAGCGCCUGGCCCGGGUGGGACCCCCUGAGAGUGAGCCGGCCCGGGAAGCUGCAGCCAGCGCUCUGGACCGAGUGACCCGACUCUGCCACCGCAUCCUGACCGACCUGCUGUUCCAGGAGCUGCAGCCGCACUUCAGCAAGCUGAUGCGCAGGAAGUGGCUGAGCAGCUCGGAGGCCCUGGAUGGCAUCGUGGGCACGCUGGGCGCUAAGGCCCUGGCACUGCGCAGGAUGCAAGAUGAGCCUUACCAGGAGCUGGUGGCCGAGCUGCACCGGCGGGCGCUGGUCGAGUACGUGCGGCCCCUGUUCCGCGGUCGCCUGCGCUGCGGCUCCGCGCGGACCCGCAGCCGCGUGGCCGGCAGGCUCCGGGAGGACGCGGCGCAGCUGCAGAGGCUGUUCCGACGGCUGGAAUCCCAGGCCUCGUGGCUGGACGCCGUGGUGCCCCGUUUGGCCGAAGUUCUGCAUCUGGAAGACACGCCCAGCAUCCAGAUGGAGGUGGGGAUGCUGGUGCGGGACUACCCAGACAUCAGGCGGAAGCACGUGGCAGCCCUCCUGGACAUCCGUGGCCUGCACCACACAGUCGCCCGCCACGAGAUCCUGGCGGUGGCCCGGGACUUGGAACUCUCUGAGGGGGGAACCUUGUCGCCCCCCCGGGACCGUGCCUUCUUUGCAGACAUCCCCGUGCCCCGGCCGCCUUUCUGCCUCAGCCUCCCUCUCUUCCUGCGCCGCCUCUCCCUCUCCCGGCUGGCCUGCCUGCCCUGGCCUCGGCCUCCAUCUCCAUCUCCAUCACGGCCCCGGGCCCAACACUGAGACUCUCCCGGCUCCACCUCAGUGCCCCCCCAUCUCUGCUGCUGACAGACCGUCCUCCUGACUCCCUGUCUGGGGCCACAGAGCCCUGGGCUGGAAGGAUCACUAGAGGUCUCCUCACCUACCCCCAAACUCCCUGUACAGAAGGGAAAGUGGCCAGAAGGAGCAAGGACUUUCCCGAGGCCAUGAAGCCCGUUCCCAGCACCACCUCCCCAGCCCCGUGAGUGGUGGGUGGUGUUUUGGAAGGCUCUACAGAAAUAUCCCAGGCCCCCCCUUUCCCCUCACCUCAAGGUCUGGCCUCAAUCCAAUGUAUUAAGGAACGUACGAUACUUAGAAUAAAGAGGUUUCUAUUUAACACAA